Molecule: messenger RNA, 928 nt
Organism: Erinaceus europaeus (western European hedgehog)
Lineage: Eukaryota; Metazoa; Chordata; Mammalia; Eulipotyphla; Erinaceidae
Gene: PRSS37
Product: serine protease 37
Exons: 6
Coding region: 117-824 (235 amino acids)
Biological process (GO): proteolysis; positive regulation of acrosome reaction
Cellular component (GO): acrosomal vesicle
Molecular function (GO): serine-type endopeptidase activity
Source: RefSeq, a predicted model, not a curated record
GGCAAACCUGGGGACAGUGUCUCCCUGAGCUGAGGUGUUCCAAAGGUGAAGGCUGAAGAGAGUUCCAUACCCUGCCAAUCUUCUCCUACAGCUCACAGAGAGAUAACUGGAGAGCUAUGCAUUUUGUCUUCUACUUGGGUGUCCUUACUGGGACAUUCUACUCUGUUCACUCACUGACACAGAUAGAAGAUGAAGCUCCCUACUUGGUAUACCUCAGGUCUCACUUCAACCCCUGUGUGGGUGUCCUCAUCAAAAGCAACUGGGUACUAGCCCCAUCACAUUGCUACUUACCAAAUCUAAAAGUGAUGCUGGGGAAUUUCAAGGUCAGAGUGAGAGAUGGGACAGAGCAGAUCAUCAGCCCCAUCCAAAUCAUUCGCUACUGGAACUUCAGUCAUAGCAACCCCCAGGAUGACCUCAUGCUCAUCAAGCUGUCUAAGCCUGCUGAAUUCAACCCCAAGGUGCAGCCUAUUCCCUUGGCCACCAGUGAUGUCCGGCCAGGCACCAUGUGUCUGCUCUCCGGUUUAGACUGGAGCCAAAGCAACAAUGGCCGACACCCUGACUUAAGGCAGAACCUGGAGGCCCCUGUGAUGACUGACAAAGACUGCCAAAAGACUGAACAGGGCAAAAUGCACAGGAACUCCUUAUGUGUCAAAUUUGUGAAAGUAUUCAGCCGAAUUUUUGGGGAGGUGGCCGUCGCUACUGUCAUCUGCAAAAACAAGCUCCAAGGGAUCGAGGUUGGACAUUUCAUGGGAGGAGAUGUUGGCAUCUACACCAAUGUCUACAAAUAUAUACACUGGAUUGAAGACAUCACUAAAGAAAAAUGAGACAUCUCUGUCCCCUCUACAACACAUCAUUUCUUCAUGUUGCUAAUUUCCUCAAACUUCAAAUAAUACAGUUCAUCCAGACAAAAAUCAUUGGAUGCAACACA